GCCCGCUAUGGAUCUGCCCGUUGGCCCGGGCGCGGCGGGGCCCAGCAACGUCCCGGCCUUCCUGACCAAGCUGUGGACCCUCGUGAGCGACCCGGACACGGACGCGCUUAUCUGCUGGAGCCCGAGUGGGAACAGCUUCCACGUGCUGGACCAGGGCCAGUUCGCCAAGGAGGUGCUGCCCAAGUACUUCAAGCACAGCAACAUGGCCAGCUUUGUGAGGCAGCUCAACAUGUAUGGAUUCCGGAAGGUGGUCCACAUUGAGCAGGGCGGCCUGGUCAAGCCAGAGAGGGACGACACAGAGUUCCAGCACCCGUGCUUCCUGCGCGGCCAGGAGCAGCUCCUUGAGAACAUCAAGAGGAAAGUGACCAGCGUGUCCGCCCUGAGGAGUGAGGACAUGAAGAUUCACCAGGACAGUGUCACCAAGCUGCUGACCGACGUGCAGCUGAUGAAGGGGAAGCAGGAGAGCAUGGACUCCAAGCUGCUGGCCAUGAAGCAUGAGAACGAGGCCCUGUGGCGGGAGGUGGCCAGCCUGCGGCAGAAGCACGCCCAACAGCAGAAAGUCGUCAACAAGCUCAUCCAGUUCCUCAUCUCGCUGGUGCAGUCGAACCGGAUCCUGGGGGUGAAGAGAAAGAUCCCGCUGAUGCUGAACGACGGCAGCUCCGCGCAUUCCAUGCCCAAGUACGGCCGGCAGUACUCCCUGGAGCACAUCCACGGCUCGGGCCCCUACUCGGCUCCGUCCCCGGCCUAUAGCGGCUCCAGCCUCUACCCCUCAGACGCUGUUGCCAGCUCCGGACCCAUCAUCUCCGACAUCACCGAGCUGGCCCCCGGCAGCCCCUUGGCCUCUGCGGGCGGGAGCGUAGACGCGCGCCCCCCGUGCAGCAGCCCCCUGGUUCGAGUCAAGGAGGAGCCGCCCAGCCCACCGCGGAGCCCGCAGGCAGAGGAUGCCAGCCCCAGCCAGCCGUCCUCCGUGGUGGAGACGCCCCUGUCCCCGACCGCCCUCAUUGAUUCCAUUCUGCGGGAGAGCGAGCCUGCGCCGGCCGCCUCGGCCCCGGCCCUCGCCGAUGCCGGGGGCCGCCCCCCCUCGCCCCGGCCUGCCUCGGCCCCCGAGAAGUGCCUCAGCGUAGCCUGCCUGGACAAGACCGAGCUCAGCGACCACCUGGAUGCCAUGGACUCCAACCUGGACAACCUGCAGACCAUGCUGACGAGCCAUGGCUUCAGCGUGGACACCAGCACCCUGCUGGACUUGUUCAGCCCUUCGGUGACGGUGCCUGACAUGAGCCUGCCCGACCUUGACAGCAGCCUGGCCAGCAUCCAGGAGCUCCUCUCUCCCCAGGAGCCCCCCAGGCCUCUUGAAGCAGAGAGCAGCAGCCCCGACUCAGGGAAGCAGCUGGUGCACUACACGGCCCAGCCCCUGCUCCUGCUGGACCCGGGCUCCGUGGACGUGGGGGGCAGCGACCUGCCGGUGCUCUUCGAGCUGGGAGAGGGCUCCUACUUCUCCGAGGGCGAUGACUACGCAGACGACCCCACCAUCUCCCUGCUGACGGGCUCUGAGCCCCCCAAAGCCAAGGACCCCACUGUCUCCUAGAGGCCCAGGAGGGCGGCCAGCCUGCACCCCACACCCCCA
This is a messenger RNA of Kogia breviceps (pygmy sperm whale), 1624 nucleotides long. The record is from RefSeq and is a predicted model, not a curated record. Lineage: Eukaryota; Metazoa; Chordata; Mammalia; Artiodactyla; Physeteridae.